Physeter macrocephalus (sperm whale) is the source of this 1675-nucleotide messenger RNA. Its product is annotated as adenylate cyclase type 10-like. Lineage: Eukaryota; Metazoa; Chordata; Mammalia; Artiodactyla; Physeteridae. Bases 217 to 936 code for a protein of 239 amino acids. The record is from RefSeq and is a predicted model, not a curated record. Gene Ontology annotation, molecular function: adenylate cyclase activity. The transcript has 3 exons. Gene Ontology annotation, cellular component: cytoplasm.
UGGAAAAUCCAGAUAAUAGAACAAUGACUCUCAACUUUUCUUCCCUUUUACCUCUCUAUAGAGAAUUUUGCUAAGCCAACAGAGGACUUAAAAAUAUUUACUUUGGGUCUUGAGGAGGGAAAUGAAGAAGUCUGUAACCUCGCUAGUGGUGUCAGAUUGAAAAACUUGUCACUGCCAGCAUCAUUAAAAGAAAUCUCUCUGGUCCAGCUGGAUAGCAUGAGCCUGUCCCACCAGAUGUUGGUGAGAUGUGCAGCCAUCGUUGGCCUGACCUUCGCUACGGAACUGUUGUUUGAGAUUCUCCCUUGUUGGAACAUGAAGAUGAUGAUCAAUGCCCUGGCAACCCUUGUGGAAUCCAACGUCUUUGAUUGUUUCCGGAAUGGCAGGGAGCUCCGAAUAGCCCUAAAACAGAACGCGGCCUCGUUUGAGGUGAAUUAUCGCUCCCUCUCUCUGCAACCACUCUCUGAAGGAAUGGGGGCUGACUUGUUGCCCACUGCCUUUCUGUCCUCUCUAGUCCAUGGCGAACAGGAAGAGCUCCGUGAGCUGGAAAGUGAGGUGAUUGAGUGCCACAUAAUUCGAUUCUGUAGCCCGAUGAUGCAGAAAACAGCCUAUGAGCUGUGGCUGAAAGACCAGAAGAAAGCCAUGCACUUGAAAUGUGCCCGCUUUCUGGAAGAAAACGCCCACAGGUGUGACCACUGCCGAAGUGGAGACUUCGUCCCCUUUCACCACUUUGCAGUGGACAUCCGGCUCAACACUUUGGACUUGGAUACCAUUAGGAAGAUGGCUAAGUCCCAUGGAUUUCAAAGUAAACUUUCUUCGUUCCUAAUUAGUCCUAACUAUUCCUGGGGAACGUGGAGACAAGACCUAGAAGAAGUGGGUCUGGACCAUGAGGAUUUCAAGUCCUCUGCAGGCUCGGGCACCACGAAUGAUGAGACGUGAGCAGCGUAGGUCAGCAGGGCAGGAAGUUGGAGAGUAUACAUGUAGCUGAGUUGGCAGAACCAAUCUCACUCUGAGACUGUCAGGGAGGAUUCUGGGGUAAGGACUCUGGCAAAACGGGGUGUGAUCAGAGCUCAAAUUAAAAUGUCCAAAGGAAUAAAACAGACCCAGCUUCAUUCACACCAAGGGAUGGAAUCCAAGGAGGGUAGCGGGUAGGGAGCAGGGUCUGACAUGAAGUGGGGGGAAGAGCAAGAUCCAAGAGGGAGUGGUGUUUCUUUGGCAGAUAAAAUGUUGUUGCUCUGUCUAGUUUGAAACAAGGUUCCAGUGGAAAAAAAUGUAUGAGUGGGAGAGAAUUAGCCAGGACUAAGCAUGUCAGGGCCCCCAGAAAAGAGGGCUUGGGUUUAUGACAGGGAUUCAAGACCAUCUGAGAUGCAAGUAAGAAAGUUACAAACUGAUAGCACAAACUGGCCACAUGAUCUGGGAAAACGUAGUAAGGAUUCAAGGGGCAUAAGGGCCCAGAGACUCAGUUACUGCAGGCACAAUGGAUGUCAGACUUAGGGCAGCAAUGCCAACUCCAGCCCUCAUUCGGGGGUGGCCAGGGAACACCCGGUGGACUUCCUGCUCUAGUCACAGGGCCUCCAUGAUUAUGACUAAAUCUGGUCAGGAAAACAGGCUACACAUAGAGGACUCCUAUCUUAUAAGUAUUGGGAAAGAAUGUAUGUAAAGUGCCCAGCACAUAGUA